AUGGCCAUCCCAGGGCCUGAGCUGGGAAACCGGGUCUGGAUCAGGAUCAGGACCAGACUGGUCCUGAUCCAGGAAGAAGGAUGCAGAAACACGGGAGUAUCCAAGACAAAAACACUGACUCCAAGCACAGGUCAGUCCAAGUGUUUCACGUCUGCGCUGAUGGAUUUUGGAGAUCUGAGCCGAGCCAUCUACCCAGUUUCCCAAAACCAGAGAAAAGACAAAGAUCCCAUGAAGAGGCUGCAGAUUGACAGUUGUUCCUCCAGAGAAGUCCUGCAGCUGGUGAAAGCCAUGGCCACAGAAGGCGUGACCCAGCAGACAUCUGAGCCCUUCCACAGCGUCACCACCACCAGAAGAGAUUUCCUUUGUGUGAGUUCCCCUCCAAUCUGGUACUCUGAGGGAGACAUUUACUCCCAGCUGGUUGGCUAUGCAAGGGCGGGGCUGACCUUUCCCCCGGAAGUAAACAUCACCAGAACAACUCGGCUCCGGGACCGUUCCCAGAAUUCAUCGAUCGGCUUCACCGUCAGAACCAGGACCAGCGGCGGAAGCGGAGCAAUGCAGACCCCCGCGGCUUCACCGCUGAACCAUAAACACACGCAACAAGAGAGAAAAGCUGAUCAGCUGAUCACCGACAGCCGUCAGGAUUCCCGGAGCAACAUGAGUGGAGAGGGAGGCAGCUGCUGCACAAGCAGAGACGAGCAGAGAUCCUUCAUCCAAGGGAAGGGUCCAGCAGACGGACUCGGCAGCAUCCGGGUCAAACCGGAACCAGAUGAUGACGUGGAGAUCAGGUCGUAUCCAGUCUUGAAGAAGCUGUCAAUCACUCUAACGGACUGCAGGGCGUGGCUGGAGGGGCGGGACUUCCUGUCUAUAGAUGACCACCCUCAGCUCUGGACCCAGCGCCGCCACCAGACUGCGACCAACAGUGGCAGGAAGAUGGUGUACUGCUCUGAGUGUGGGCGAGGCUUCUACAAGCGGGCCCACCUGGAGGCCCACCUGCGGACUCACCGGGGCCAGAGACCCAACCAGUGCUGGCAGUGUGGGAAGACAUACCCGACCCUGAUGAGCCUGGUAGUCCACCAGCAGAUCCACAACCGCAGCGAGCCUUACUGCUGCGCCUACUGCGACCGAACUUUCGCCCUGAAAAGGGACUGGAAGACCCACCACCGGACCCACUCCGGGACCAAACCCUUCAAGUGCUGGUUCUGUGGGGACGGCUUCGGCAGGCAGGACCAGCUCACUGAGCAUCUGGAGGUCCACAAGGGCGAGAAGUGCUACCACUGCAAGGUCUGCGACAAGAUGUUUGUGUCCUACCAGGGCUUCAACUUCCACCGCAAAGCCCAUAAGAACCCCCGCCUGCUCCCAUGCCCACGCUGCUCCAAGACCUUCAGCAACCCGCAGAGCCUGAAGCUCCACCAGGUGACCCACUCCAGCAGGAAGCCCCACACCUGCCCUACCUGCGGGAAAGGCUUCAAGCUGCUGACGGGUCUGCGCUGCCACCAGCGGACCCACGAAGACCUGAAGGCAUACCGCUGCUCCGAGUGCGGGAAGUGUUUCUCCAGCCUGCAGGGCCUGAAGCUCCACGACCGCACGCACACCGGACUCAAACCCUACCGCUGCUCCGAGUGUGGCAAGAGGUUCACGCAGUCGCCCCACCUUAAAGCCCACAUGGUGACCCACACCGGGGAGCGGCCCUUCCUUUGCACCACCUGCGGGAAGCGCUUCACCCAGUCGUCCCACCUGCGCUCCCACAUCACGCUGUUCCACGUGGGUGAGAAGCCCUUCACCUGCGACGACUGUGGCAAGAGCUUCACCAUCGCCCACUACCUGAAGAUGCACCGGCUCAGCCACACCAAGGAGAAGCACUACCAGUGCUCCUACUGUCAGAAGUCCUUCUCCUACCACAACUCCUGGAGGGCCCACGAGAGGAUCCACACCGGGGAGCGGCCCUUCAGCUGCCAGGACUGCGGCCAGAGCUUCAUCACAUCCGGCUCGCUGCUAAGCCACCAGAGGGCCAAACACACCGGCGAGAAGAGCCACUACUGCAUCACCUGCGGCGAGUUCUUCUUCACCAGCUCACUGCUGCGCGUCCACCAGCUGGACCACACCGGGGAGCGCCCGCAUGCCUGCAGCUGUGGCAAGACCUUCAAGACCAGGGGGGUGCUGCGCCACCACCUGAAGAGGUUCACCGAGCACCGGCCUGCCGAUGACUGGACCGCCAACGACCAAACCACCGAAGGCCAGACCGCCAAAGACCGGCCUGCUGAAUGCCGGACUGCUAAGUGAGGGCGCCACUGAGGCAGUGGGGCCACACCUGUCCACAGGUCAUCAGAAGACAUGUCACAGGACCAGGUUCUGGUUCUGAUCCAGAUGGAGAUGUUGUGGUGGUUUGACAGGCCGACACCACCUUACACACCUCUCUGUAGACCUCAUAUCUGGUCCUUUCUGCGGACCUCGGGUCAGGCUGGUUCUGAACUCCGGUCGGCCUGUGCUGCCGGUCUGAAACUCUGUAGACCUUGACUCGGGUCAGUUCUGCCUUUGAAGAUACGAUACUACACCUGGAAAAGCUGCUGCUCCUGUUGUCAUGGUAACAGCUGGAUGGCUGGUUAAUCAAUCAAUAAAUAAGCAUGGAUCAGCUGUUGUUCAGAAGUGUAGAGGAAGUUAAAAUGUUUGAGGACUUUAGCUUCUUUCUGACAUCAUAGAAGAAUCUGUACAUCUGUAAUAGAUAUUUAGCUGUGAUGAUGUCACAUGACCGUUUAUGACAUCCUCCGUGUGCUGGACCUCACCAUGGAGGACUGGUGAGUUUCCCUGCCAGUGUGAGGAUGGAUGGACCAGGUUUUUUAAAACCAGUUUAUAAAGAUGUAGCUCACGGUGUUCCAGACAGAGGUGGUUUUAUUUCAUAUAAACACCAAAUCAUAGACAGUGUUUAUCAAACGGACCUGAGCUGAAUGUCUUCUGUGGUCUCGCUUCCCUCCGUGUCUGCUGUUUACUCGGCUGCCUCUCCUUUGGUUUGAUAAAGCCAAGGUGGUGAUGAUGCGUUCAAGGCACGUGGAAAACAUGGGUGCAGAUCAACUGUAACAAUGGCGGUAACCACGAGUUUUACUGAUGUGGAUGCUACGAAAGAUACGCUUGCCUGGCAGCUGUAUCGGACGUACUGAAGCUAGAUCAGCCAAAUUCUCCAUCCCUACUCUGGACCCAGACUCAACUCUGGACCUGUUCUCAGAGUCUGGUUCUGGACCUGGACUUGGACUGUUCUCUUUUAGAAUCCUGUUAAAGCUGCACUGUUAGAGAAUAAAAGCUAAAUCCUGAUGGUCUCUUCUCGUCCUGAUGGAUGUAAUGAGUCUCGUAACCAGGAUCAGGGGCCUGUUGCACAAAUCCAAGAUAAGGGAUUGAGCCAGAUCAGCGGUAGGGAUGCACCGAAAUUAAAACUCUAGACCGAAAACCGAAGCACUGAAAGAAAUGAUUAUGCCAGUUAUAAGUACCACUGCGUUCAUGGUUAUGAAUGUGUACUAACCUCAUUAAAAUCAAGGCACUGCA
Messenger RNA from Melanotaenia boesemani (Boeseman's rainbowfish), 3531 nucleotides. Its product is annotated as oocyte zinc finger protein XlCOF6-like. Gene Ontology annotation, cellular component: nucleus. Gene Ontology annotation, biological process: regulation of transcription by RNA polymerase II. Bases 1 to 2280 code for a protein of 759 amino acids. Gene Ontology annotation, molecular function: RNA polymerase II transcription regulatory region sequence-specific DNA binding; DNA-binding transcription factor activity, RNA polymerase II-specific. The transcript is spliced from 7 exons. The record is from RefSeq and is a predicted model, not a curated record. NCBI's taxonomy places the organism in Eukaryota, Metazoa, Chordata, Actinopteri, Atheriniformes, Melanotaeniidae.